CUUUUUUAUUGAAAGGCAGCGGAGACAAACAGGCACAUAAAUUUGCGCAUGCGCGUUGUGAGGAGGAAGCUCUCGCGUGAGUACGGGAUUACCGUCGCCAUUUUAAAAGGCGUGUUCACUGUAAGGAUGGAUCCGCUUUCUUAAGAAGUGAUCCUGAGGCAAUUACAGGAACAGGGCAACAGCCAUUUUGAUCAGGAUUUCUGGGAUGAGGAUUACUCUUUUCCCCCAGUAAACCUAUCCCCAGGUAGGUGGCUUGGCAGGUAUGAUUUUACCUGUUGGGAUGAAGUGUGACUGUAGUACACUCUAGCAGAAAGAGCCUGAUCUCAAUGUACAGCAAGGGUGGGGUUUAAAUUUCUCCAUCCCUGCACACUGAAACCUCUAUGAGUACACGUGUGUGUGCAUGCAUGUGUGCAGUCUUCAACCCAAUUGUGAACGUGGGUUGCCACCAGAAAGAGCCCCCCCCCCAGAUUCCCCUUGCCCAAAAAACCACCAGCUGAGAAAAACCCAAGGCUCCAGCCCACAAAAGAACCAAAGCUGGAGAACCUGAUCCUAAAGAUGGGCACAAUCUGAUGCAGAAUAAAUUCCCAUCUAGUUGCAUCAACCACACCAUUAUGCUUCCUCCUCCCUCCCAGUCAGUUUUCCUUGUGUGCCUUGACUUACUAGAUUGUAUGCCUCAAGGACAUGGGUUGCCUUAUUGACGUUGGUAAGCUGCUUUAAACACCCUAUUUAGCUGAAGAGCCGAGUAAAAACGCUUUCUGUAAAUAAUGAAAGCUUACAUAACCCAAGACAAGCCUUGCUGGAUCAAGCGAAGGAGACCUCUAUUGAACAUUUUCUUCCCACCGUUGGUGAGCAACCAGGUGCUGCUUGUAUUCUAGUCCGCUUUGUACUGCUUGGCGGCCGGUAGGUGGCGCCCAGUUGUGAGCGGGUCUGCCUCGCGCGUCGUUAAAAGGCCCGCUCCUGCGGCGCGAGUCUCGGCGAGUCUCCGUCGCUCAUGCGCGGAAGAGACUCAGGCCGAGCGGAGCGGGGCGGGGCGAGCCAGCGGGAGGGAGUGGAAGGCCAGCCGCGAGCGCGUCGAAGCCGGCCAGGGGAUUUUGGUUCUCGCCAUGCAGCAAGCAGCGAAGAAGCCGCGCGGAGCAAGGCUGCUGGGAGGGGCCACCGGCGUUUUGUAGGCCAUCCUGGUUGCGGCUGCGACGUGCCGGGCAAGGAGAGACUCUUUCCAUGGGGCUAGGCGACUGGCUGGACGCCUUGUGCUGCUGUUGCUGCCGCCGCGGGAGAUGUCUGGGGGAUGCUUCGCGUCCGGAGAAGGAGCCCUUGGUCAGUGCUCCCCCAGCUGCUUUCAGAAAACACUGAGGUGAUGUCCAGCAAGAUAUUUGUGUACCAUAUAGGGCUGUACAGUAAUAACAACCCUUAUGCUUCAUUUGGAGCAACACAGGCAUGGGAUGAAGAGAAGAACCUGUGGAGUGCCCCUCAUGACAUCUCCCACACAGAAGCAGAUGAUGACCGGAUACUGUAUAAUCUAAUUGUGGUUAGAGAUAAACUGGACAAAGAUUCUGAGGAAUGGCAAAAACUGAACUAUGACAUCUAUACCUUACGUCAGAUGCGAAGGGAGGUGAGAAGUAGAUGGAAACACAUUUUGGAAGAUUUGGGUUUUCAGAAGGAAGCAGAUACACUGUUAUCAGUGACCAAACGAAGCAUUAUUAGUGACUCCCAGAAUAUGAGCAAAGCCCGUGAGAUCCUCUUAAAGCUGUCUGAAGAGACUACUAUUUUCCCAAGAAGCUGGGAGCUUUCAGAGAGGUACCUCUUUGUGGUGGAUCGUCUCAUUGCUCUCGAUGCUGCUGAUGAAUUCUUUCGAAUCGCCAGCAUAACGUAUCCAAAAAGAAUCUGUUCAGUGAAAGAAGAAGACAAUCAGAAAAUGGCCCAGUGUAAUUCUGCUCUGUCAUAAAGUACCGUUAUCUCCGUACAACGAUCCCCCAUGGCUAUUCCCCAUGUUUGUAUUUAAGUGACAUUUUGAUCAAGGGUAAACAAAUUGGCUUCUACCAUUUCAUCAAGUUCUUCCUUAUGUAGGGUAUGUUGUGCCAGCAAAUUCUCCGUUGCCCAUCUAUGCAAUCGAGAUUCUAUGUUUCUUGUAAUAUUGGGUGACUCAUGUUCUUUACAACAAUGUUGUUGCUAUCAAUAUAGCAAAAAUUAGUUCCCAGCAGCAAAAGAAUCUUAUACGGGGGCUGACUGCACGAUACAGCAGCCUGCCACGGGUUCUUCACCCACAGAGAAGGUGCAGUGUGUAUGGCCACCAUUUUGCAUAUGCAAAUAUCAUACUGUGUAAACACAGCAUGGUUGUCAUACUAUGUACACCUGGCAAGCAUGGGCUAUCUGGAUUUGUAUCACCCGUGAUCCAGUUUAGAGUUUUGCAAGGGUUGUUUAGACCAGAUAUAACCUGCACUUGCCGGGUUUGCACAACAUGACAACCCCUACGUUGGGUUUGCACAUGCAAUCUGGCACCUGCUGGUGCCACAGUUCAUUGUGGGUUAAGUAACCCACCAUAAGCUACAGUGUAUCAUCUAAAUCUGGUUGCUGUCUUAAGCAGUAUUUUUGGCAGGUGAUGAAACAGAACAUCAAAUUCAGUUCUUUGCAGAUGAGACUUUGCUUAAAGACGUAAAACAAUCUUCCAUAGCUAUUUCGUAUUGAUCAGUCCCAACAAGCAUGUUCCACUGUUCCACUGUGAAAGAUUUUUGUGUAAGUAUCUAUUUUCAGAUAUUGUACUGGAAAGCAAAUAUAGCCCUCUUUUAUAGGAAAACACUCUAGAAAUUAUCUUAGGCCUGAUAACUGAGUGUAGGUGCUUCCUCUGCUCCCCUGACUAUUUUGAUUACAUUUUGAACUUGAACAUUCCUGUCUGCUUAAAGUUUGAUGAAAUUUGGGGCCAAAACAGACAUUAAUUUAAAUCCAUUUCUAACAGCAAUGCCUUCCCCCUCCCCUUUUUAUGCUAGAGUAUAUGCCAGGCCCUUAAUCUGGAUGGGACCCAUAAUAGGGAAAAGGUCCCAGCUUGGACUGUGGUCUCUAGGGCUGCUGUCAAUUAAACAUGAAAAAAGACAUACCUGGUAGAUAAAGAAAUGCUUAUUUUGGCCCUAAGCAUUCAGUCACUGAGAGGCACAAAAUGUUUGGCGUUUCUAUUUUCAUGUAACUGUUUAAACAAAUGUGCGCUACUUUACAGAAACUUACACUGUGUUUGCGAAUGAUACGAAAACAAAUGAUAUAAGAUGUUUUAAUAUUGCCUGUAUAGUAUCUUGCUGUUUUUUGUCUGGCAAUUAGCAAUAAUUUUAAACGACAGAUAUGCUGAUGGCUCAUCACCUUUUUUAAAAGCAAAAAGCCUGCUUCUCUCACCAAAUGGUAUUUGAUUUUUGUGGAUGCGACACAGUGAACAAAACAAGAGACUUUUUUAGUACUUAUAUGAGUGAUGUUCAUAUACUUUUCUUGUUGAGCUGUGAGUGUGUUUUGUCACUUUUCCUAAAAAAUGUUGUGUAUCAAUUAUUUACAUUGGUACCUUAAAUUAAUAAAUAAAAGUCUUCUAUGUGAUUAUUCUUUCCCCA
This is a messenger RNA of Varanus komodoensis (Komodo dragon), 3581 nucleotides long. It is a transcript of the gene MREG, whose product is annotated as melanoregulin. NCBI's taxonomy places the organism in Eukaryota, Metazoa, Chordata, Lepidosauria, Squamata, Varanidae. Gene Ontology annotation, cellular component: melanosome. The coding region runs from base 1286 to 1942 and encodes 218 amino acids. The record is from RefSeq and is a predicted model, not a curated record. Gene Ontology annotation, biological process: melanosome transport; melanocyte differentiation. The transcript has 7 exons.